UGGCCGGUCCUGGAAGUUCCUGACACAGGUUGGUUUGACUGUGUCGGAGGAGGGUCUUUGAUUGCUGUUUUGUUAUUUCUCAGUUAAAGAAUGUCUCACCAGACUGGCAUUCAAGCAAAUGAUGAUCUCAAGGCCCUGUUUGCCAGAUCAAAAGAAGGCAGCAUAAGAACCAUUAAAGUGGAUAUUCAGGAUGAGCAGUUAAUAUGUUGUGAGAGCAAGGAGCCUGAAGGAGACUGGGAGAGUGAUUAUGAUAAAACUAUUCUGCCGCUGUUAGACGAGAAGGAUCCUUGCUACUUGUUUUAUCGCCUGGACACCAAAAAUAAUCAAGGCUAUGAAUGGCUGUUCAUCUCUUACUCUCCUGACUUUGCCAAGCCUCAGCGGAAGAUGUUGUUUGCUGGCACAAAAGCUACUCUAAAGAAAGAGUUUGGAGGAGGUCACAUAAGAGAUGAAAUUUUUGGUACUCAUCCGUCAGAUGUUUCUUUAAGUGGAUUUAAAAAACACAAAGUUUCUGAGAGUGCUCCUCCUCCUCUCACAGACCAAGAACUGGAAUUGGAAAUGGUCAAACAACAAGAGAUGCGGGCAGAUAUUAGUGUGGAUAGCAAACAGAGUCAUAUGACUGGUGUCCAGUUUCCCUUAACUGAUGAAGCUCUAGAAAAACUAGUUGAACUGAAGGAGAAAAAGCUAAGCCUCGUCCAAUUAGAACUUGAUAUACCAAGUGAAACAAUUGUACUUGUGGACACAAAAGACGACGUUGCUGCUAACGAUUUGUCAGGUCACGUCCCAGGCGACAGGGGACGUUUUGUUUUCUACCUUUUUAAGCAUACUUUUGAAGGAGACUUCUUAGAGUCCGUAGUUUUCGUGUAUUCAAUGCCGGGAUACAAAUGUUCCAUAAAAGAGCGUAUGUUGUAUUCCACAUGCAAGGGACCGUUACUGGAUGUAGCCACAGGCAACAACGUUGGACUUGAGAUAGGAAGAAAGAUUGAAACUUCAGACCCUUCAGAGUUGAACGAAGAGUUCCUUCAAGACCAACUCCACCCCCGCAAGGAUCUCAUCAGGCAAAAGUUUGCUAAGCCUCCCAAGGCAGCCGGAAGUCGUGGACCCAGGCGGAUCCAUAAUCCGCAGGGGGAGGGGGCUAGUGGGAAUUGACUUAAUAAUUAGAUUUUAUAGUAGUAUCACACGUUUGCUUGUAUUUUAUUUUUUUGAUAAGAAGAAAAAACCAUGUUUAAUUAGUAACAAAUUAGUUGCUCUCUACAGAGGGGCAAGAUUGUGCCAAAAUGGUUCAUGUCGUGUCCCAACGGAUAGCAACUCGCAUAGAAAGAAAAUUGUCUGUUUUCCAUCUCUCCAUCUAGACAAUUGUAAUUUUAUGAUAGUGUAUGUACAGUGUUUUUGUUCUCAUCUGAAUACAAUCACUCUUCGUUGAAUUAUUCUGCACCAAAAGUUCUGUAUGUGAAAGAAACUGGUAUAGACCGCGUGAUAUCGUUCUGGGUAAAAUUGACAGCAGUCAUCACUUAUGUGUUUACUAAGAUGUGUUACAAUUAAUCUUUAAAUUCUCACAUGAGCUAAUAGCGUUGUAAAAGUUUGUAAAACUGUGCUUCUAAACAUCUCAUAAAGCCAUUUACUGCGAGCAUCCCUUCCCUCUUGACUGCUAACUAUUUUUUUGUCUUACUCUUUUUUCUUUUUAUUCCCCGUGAUUUUGUUCGUCUUUUUUGUGGUACAGCAUUGCUACUUUGAAAUGGUUUAAUAUUCGUAUUUUAUUGAAGGCACAUGUACGUUUUGCUAAAAAUUCAAAAGCGCUCGUUGCAACGCGUUGCAAAUUGUUAUGACUUAUUAGUAAGAUCCUUUUGGAAAUAAAACCAGCUAUGACGAGUCAAGGUUUAAUAGCAAA
Molecule: messenger RNA, 1885 nt
Organism: Orbicella faveolata
Lineage: Eukaryota; Metazoa; Cnidaria; Anthozoa; Scleractinia; Merulinidae
Product: twinfilin-2-A-like
Biological process (GO): positive regulation of neuron projection development; barbed-end actin filament capping; actin filament depolymerization
Cellular component (GO): actin filament; myofibril; cytoplasm
Molecular function (GO): actin monomer binding; actin filament binding
Source: RefSeq, a predicted model, not a curated record